AUCUCAAUGAUAUCCAGUUGAACUUACUACAAUGCUCCUCCCUGCACCGGUGUCCAUGUCCGCAGCAACGGCCAGACUAAAACUACUGCGCCGUCCUCGAUGGAUUGCUGCCGUUCUGGUCCUCUUUUUUCUUUGGCUGGCCCUUCCUUUGCUUUCCAAUCGCCCACCACCACCACCUUUUCCAUUUCCCCCUCCCCCCCGUUCUGCUACGGCCAACCGCAUUCGAAGUGCAUUCAUACACGCCUAUACCGGUUAUCUCACCCAUGCGUUCCCAGAUGACGAGCUCCGUCCCCUCAGUCUCAGGAACGCGACCAAUCUUAAUGGAUGGGGUCUCACCGUCUUCGACGGGCUGGAUACUAUGUGGAUCAUGGGUAUCCCAGAAUUAUGGGACCACGCCAUAGAGUACAUCGCAGAACACCGGUUCCAGAUGCGACCCAAAGACUUUGCACCGUUCUUUGAGACCAACAUUCGUUACCUCGGAGGCAUGCUUAGUGCCUACGCUCUGUCGGGUAACCCUCUGUUACUCGAGAAGGCAGACGAGCUAGGUGCUCUGAUGUUACCAGCCCUAGACACACCCUCAGGAUUACCAGCAUUUGCUGUAAACCCCCAAUCUGGCUUGACGCGACCAGGGUGGACUGGAGGUACAUUGUGGGCGGAAGCUCUCAGUUGUCAACUGGAGUACAAGUAUCUUGCUCACCUUACUUCCAACCCGAUCUAUUUCAAUAAGGUCGAGGAUAUCAUGGCUAUGAUGGAAACGGCAAACUUGACUGGACCUGGUCUGUUCCCAACAGUAUGGGACACAAAGACCGGAACGUCCAAGGGACGUGUCUUCAGCGCAGGAGCGUUUGCUGAUAGCGCUCAUGAAUAUUUCCUCAAGCAAUAUCUCCUCACCUCACAUUCGGAGCCACGUGCAUUGUCAUUAUAUAUUGAUGUGGCGGAGGCCAUCAUUAACCACUUGCUCUACUAUCUGCCUGACCGCGACUUCCUUUACGUGACAGACAUCGACCUGCCCACUAUGAAGCCUUCAUAUAAAUUCGAGCAUCUUUCUUGUUUUCUCCCUGGCAUGUUCAUGCUGGGUGUGCAUACGCUAUCCGAUGAACUCACCCCCGAGCAGACGACGAAACACCAAUGGGCGGCCAGAGGACUGGCCAAAGCAUGUUGGCUCACGUACGCAGACAUGCCUUCCGGCCUAGGUCCAGACGAGGUCAUCAUGCAGAAAGCAGGUUCAUUGCCUUGGGUUCGUGCUUACGCAGAAUGGCAGCGGGAGGGAGGAGAAAGCGAAGCCCCGGGAUCCCGCGAGACUGAACCUGAACCUGAGCGGGACCUUCGUGGUUACAAAGUCAGGAAAAGCGCGUAUUUGCUUAGGCCUGAGGCUCUGGAAAGCUUCUACAUUUUGUGGAGGCUUGGGGAAGGUGAUGUCUGGAAAGAGCGCUCGUGGAAAGUUUUUGAGGCGAUCGAGGUGGUGGCCAGGACACCUGAGGCAUAUGCGAGCGUCACUGAUGUUGAUAAUACAGUAUUAGAUGGGGAAUUCAAGUUGAAAGACGAGAUGCCGAGUUACUUUCUGGCAGAAACGCUGAAAUACUUGUAUCUUAUGUUCAACUCUGACGUUGAAUAUCCCUUUGAGGAUUGGGUUUUUAAUACAGAGGCUCAUCUGCUGCCGGUGUUCCGUUGGAGUGAAGCGGAGAAGUUGGCUUAUAACAUAUCUUCAUGACUCGGACAGGCUUUCGUGUAAUCAUCCCGCAUCUUCUCGUUAUAUUUGCCGACUUUUCAGUGGAAAGAUCUCACUAGCCCCCGGCCUGUGAGCCAAAUCGCAGCAUUGUUAAGCCAACACUUACACCAGGGUCCAGCAUACGCUCUCGCAUUAUGAUUUUACCUUGCUUGCCAAGGUCUCCGUAGGUCCAAAUUCCUUUGAUUACAAGGCCAACCAUUUCCACUGCUGUGCUGCUCUGAGACUUAGAU
Molecule: messenger RNA, 1959 nt
Organism: Guyanagaster necrorhizus
Lineage: Eukaryota; Fungi; Basidiomycota; Agaricomycetes; Agaricales; Physalacriaceae
Product: seven-hairpin glycosidase
Exons: 2
Coding region: 32-1711 (559 amino acids)
Biological process (GO): carbohydrate metabolic process; mannose trimming involved in glycoprotein ERAD pathway
Cellular component (GO): endoplasmic reticulum; membrane
Molecular function (GO): mannosyl-oligosaccharide 1,2-alpha-mannosidase activity; calcium ion binding
Source: RefSeq, a predicted model, not a curated record